Molecule: messenger RNA, 3537 nt
Organism: Oncorhynchus tshawytscha (Chinook salmon)
Lineage: Eukaryota; Metazoa; Chordata; Actinopteri; Salmoniformes; Salmonidae
Product: mitoferrin-2
Exons: 4
Coding region: 382-1584 (400 amino acids)
Biological process (GO): iron import into the mitochondrion
Cellular component (GO): mitochondrial membrane
Molecular function (GO): ferrous iron transmembrane transporter activity
Source: RefSeq, a predicted model, not a curated record
UGUUAUCCAAGAACACAACUUUUGAAACCUGUCAACUUGUAAUAUACAUUGAUUAACAAAAUAGCAUGUAUUAGAAACAUAUUUGUCUUGAGCCAUAUCAAAUCACACACACAUCAUUUAUAUUUGAGAAAAAUCUAUAAUACAUCAGAAGGUCUAAAUUCUGCCAAUGGGCGGUUCCCAUUUCCUCCAGCGUCAACCGGUCAGAGUGUGUCCCAAACACUGCGUGGUGUUGUCCGCCCUGGGGACUGAGGCCAGGAGUGGAAACUGUACGACCGGUAAACAUCUGGGACGGGAAUGUAAAAAAACGAACUACAAACGGGAACACGAAAUAGCUUUAAACGGAGUGCCAUUUGGGCAUAAAGACUGUACAUCAGCUUUCCAAUGGAAGCGGAUGGUUUCUUGAGAAGACGUCGGAUGACUGCAGAGAGAGCAGGCGGGGACGCCGGGGUUGCUGGAGCCUCAGCCGGCGCAGAGGUCCGAUGGCUCGGGGGAAGGAUCUGGGGAGUGUCGGAGAGCCUCGUUGGGAGUUUGUCUCCCAGGAUCGGAGGCGAGACCGAGAUUAAGACUGUAAUUCAGUUCAGUGGCGGGGCCCCUGGAGUAACGUUAGCAGAUACUUCGGAACCCGACUAUGAAGGUUUGCCGCAGGGCGCUUCGACCAGCACCCACAUGGUUGCAGGAGCAGUGGCUGGGAUCAUGGAGCAUUGCCUGAUGUUCCCCAUCGACUGUGUCAAGACGCGUAUGCAGAGCCUACAGCCUGAGCCUGCUGCCCGUUACCGGAAUGUGAUGGAUGCUCUUCGGCGAAUCAUAACCACCGAGGGUGUCUGGCGACCAAUGAGAGGGCUGAAUGCCACAGCCGUGGGGGCGGGUCCGGCGCACGCCCUCUACUUCGCCUGCUACGAGAAACUGAAGAAGAGUCUGGGUGACAUCAUCCACCCCGGGGCUAACAGCCAUCUGGCCAACGGUGUGGCGGGGUGUGUGUCCACAUUGCUUCACGACGCAGCCAUGAACCCAUCUGAAGUGGUGAAGCAGCGUUUGCAGAUGUAUAACUCUCCGUACCGAGGCGUGAUGGACUGUGUGCGUGCCGUGUGGCAGAGCGAGGGCGCCGCAGCCUUUUACCGCUCCUACACCACUCAGCUCACCAUGAACGUGCCUUUCCAGGUGCUCCACUUCAUGACCUACGAGUCCCUCCAGGAGCUCCUCAACCCCCACAGAGAGUACAACCCCUCCUCACACAUGGUGUCUGGAGCCCUGGCCGGGGCCAUCGCUGCUGCAGCCACCACCCCUCUGGAUGUGUGCAAGACUCUGCUCAACACCCAGGAGUCCCUGGUGGGGCUCCCCGCUGCAGGCCAGGGUGGAGGUCAGGGGACACACAGACACAUCACAGGCCUGGCCCAUGCCUUCCGGACAGUGUACAGGCUAGGUGGCCUGCCUGGGUUCUUUAAAGGAGUCCAGGCUAGGGUGAUCUAUCAGAUGCCCUCCACAGCCAUCAGCUGGUCUGUCUAUGAGUUCUUCAAGUACGGAAUCACCAAGCACCAGCAUGAGAAGAGGAUAGCGCAGCGGAGAGAGGGAGAGAAGGAAAAAUAAAGAAAAUCCUCUUCAUUCAGCCAUCUCUCUUUGCCAUCUCUUCUGUUUUCUCUCUAUCAACCCCCUUCCUUUGCCCUUCGGAGCAAGCAGGUGUUCAGAGCAAGGAAGAAUUGAGAGGAAGAAUCGAUACGCACAUAAACCAACCAAUACCCUCUUUACCCCGUUUAGACAGCCAAUAAGAAAGUCUUCCAGAUGUGGUUCAACUAAUAACAUCCCUGCUAAACUGUUUGCAAAUGAAAAUGUACAAUUUCCUAUGAAAGUGAAUGUCAUAUAUUGACACUACUUUAUCAACGCACAUAAAUGCUAACCAGAACCAUUGUUGAUUCUGUUUUGCUAGUCUCCAGUGAGUUUUGUGAAAUAUUUUGCUAAUGAGUUUCCAAUCCCUUUCAUACAUAUUGUUGUGAUGAAUUUGACGACCGCUGUCCUAACUGUCCAUGUUAAAGGUAGACUCAGCAAUAUAACUUCAUUCUACACACCUGGGCCAAUUCCUGCUGAUAGAAAUGAACAGAAUUCCCUUAUUGAGGUGCAGAUUAAAAGAGCCAUUAGAUUUUGAUUUGUUUUUUGUUGAUGUGUGUAAGCAGGAAGUGUCCCAGCUUUGUAUGAUGUUAUAUUGCAGAGUACCUGUAAAGUUAAUUAUUGCGUUUAACUGUAUGUGGAUGAGAAUGUUGUUCACUGUAAACCCCACCAGGGGCCACUGUGCUCCUCUCAAUAGAGCUGUAGUAAUAGAGUGAGUGACAGUCUGCCUUUAGGGGGCGUUAGUGUUGCUUUGUAAACCCAGGCAAUAGUUAAAGGGCUUCAGGUAUAAGUUGGCCUUAACCCCAGAUCAAGAAUCAGUUUGUCAUUUCUCAAUUCUUAUCUUAACUGUUUAGGGUAUAAAAUAAUAUCUAAUCCUAGACCAACGGUUAGGAGCAACUUCUAACUUUUCGCUUCAGAACUGGUAGAGACACAAAGGGAGUCCUCUCAAGGUUUGAAAUCAGGAAUUGCUCUCAAAAUGGUUGCAUACUAUAUAUGUGAAUUUAAAUGACACAUUUUUUUUAAAUAGGAUCAGAUUUGAUGUAAAAUGUUGAAAUAGACUUAAUUUAUUUCUGCCAGUAUUUUGUUAAGUACGUUAGCUCUAUUCUGAGGAACUAUUGAGAGUUUUAUUUUUGUAUUGAUUCUGGAACACAAAGAACUAACCUUUAGUUGGCUGACACCACUGUUCUAGAUCCAAAGCGACAUGAUUGACUUCUAGAAAUAAUUGCCAUUUCAUUGGCCAAUAAACUCCAUCCUGUCUUCUGAUUGGUACUGAUGUAAGGAAAUGUUGUUUUCCCAGAUCUCACGUAUUUUUGUUUUGAAUAGAUCAAAUUCUUGGAUGGGAUAACACACUUAAAUUUUCUGUCGGUUUAGAGUCACACCCUUGUUUUACCUAGACUGGCUGCCUGACUGUCCCAGUAUUAACAAGUACACAAAGGUUUAGACAGGACAGGUUGGCUAAAGCAGAGACCAACAGGCAUACACAAAGGAUAUGGAUUCCCAUGCAUUAACAGCCAAAUCCAAACUCCAGAACCAUGUAUACAUAAUGGAAUUUCAUGAGAAUCUCCUAUUGGCAUGGUUUACACACAGUCUUCAUGUUUAGGGACUAUUAUGGAAUGUUGGGUAACGAUUAAUUGUCAUGGAAAUAGCCAUGGUUGUCAUUGUCAUUUUUGUUGAAAGAAGUUUUGAGCUUGUAAUCUUUAAACAUUGGCUAUGACCAUGAAUACAACACACUUGUGUCAAAAAAAUAAAUAAUUUUGACCGCAUGCAUCUUUGUAAAUUUAAGGUUCUCCUCCCGACCAUGCCGUGCUGCUCUUAAAAUUAUGACCAACAUUACCCAUUUCUUGUAAAACUGCUAUUGGGUAACCACUGAACACAAACAUAUAAACGUGUGGUUUCAUGAGCUGAAAUAAAAAAUUCCAGAAAUGUUUCUUUAAAAAA